GUGAAGAAGUGGUCACUCACGGCGUCCUGCACAGGCAGUCGUGAUCUACCGACAUGUUCUUCUCGCUCUCUCCACCCACCCAGAAUCGUAUGUUUCGCCGCACAGAGCACCGACCCAACGAUGUCUUCGCGAGACGGCGCCAGCCACGUUGCCGGGGUCGGCGACACUGACGUACCGUCCGACAACGUCUGGAGCUCCCACGAUCGUCUCACGCCAACAAACUCCCACGACCGCAACGACGACGACCAGCCUCCACCGCUGCCCUUUGCCAGAACACCGCCCACCAUAGAUUCAUACGAAGCUUCACCCGUGUCGUCCGCGCACAGCUCCGUUAUCGACCUCAACUCGCAAGCUGGUAGCGCCGCAGACGAGGACGACUUUGAGCUCAUCGAAAACGACCAGCUGCCCGAAUCGCACUACGACGGACACGAUUCACCCAGCGAGGAAGGAGUAAUAGGAGGACUCACUUCGAAUCUACGCAAGAGAUAUAACAAGUACCAACGACGGCCACAACGCAGAUUCUCCAAUACCUCGCCUGCCCAGCCAGGCAGCAACAACAUGGACGGAGCUGGAAGGAGUAGUAAUGACUAUGAUGACCCGGAGUGGCAGCAGGCUGGCGCAAAUGCCGACUCAAUAGAUCUUGCUGGACCUGGAGCCCAUGGCAGACUAUUGUGCACCGUUGGGAGUCCUCAGAAGGAAGGCGAAGGCACGCAAACAGUAUAUGUUUCCUACCUGGUGACAACCGAAACGGACUUCAAGUCGUAUCAAAACUCGCACACAAAAGUACGACGGCGCUUCACGGACUUUGUCUUCCUCUACCGCACACUUGCAAAAGAAUAUCCGCAAUGCGCCGUGCCGCCUCUUCCGGAUAAACAUAAUAUGUCGUAUGUGCGAGGCGAUCGCUUUGGUCCGGACUUCACUUCGCGGCGUGCAUAUUCUUUGAACCGCUUUCUCGCACGACUGACGCGGCACCCAGUGCUGCGAAGAGCGACACUCUUGACUUUAUUUCUGGAAUCAACUGAUUGGAAUUCCGUGAUGAAGUCCAGGCCGAAUCGAGGCAUGAGUGGCAGUGAUGGCGGCAGUGGAGGCGUGCUCGAGAGCUGGACCGACAGCUUCCUUAACGCCUUCACCAAGCCGCACAAGACGGACAAGAAAUUCCAGGAGGUCAACGAGAGAGCUUCCAAAUUAGACGACGAUCUCGGGACUGUGAGCAAAACUGUGGCACGUGUUGCGAAACGAGAAGGCGAUUUGGAAAACGACUAUCGAGAUUUGGCAGAGCAGUUCCAGAGGCUAGCUGCACUUGAGCCGGGCAUUAACGACGAAUUGACCAAGUUUGCGACUUCUGUCAAUGCCACAAGCGAAGGGUGGCAAGGGCUGAAAGAGUUCACUGACCAGGAUUACCUUGGAUCUCUCAAAGACAUGGAGGCUUAUAUCACAUCUGUCAAGUCGCUGCUGAAGACGCGGGAACAAAAGCAAUUGGAUUUCGAAGCACUCACAGAUUACCUUCAAAAAGCCGCGCAGGAACGGGACACGCUGGCAAGUCAUGGCUCUAUGGGUGCUUCUGGCUUUCUGCGACAAAAGAUUGAGGACGUGAGAGGCGUGGAUCACGAACAAUCUCGACGCGAAAGGCAGCGGAAGCUUGAAGUGCAAAUUUCACGACUCACAACAGAAGUGGAGGCUGCGAAGAAGACAAGCGAAGCGUUCGAUGAGGAGGUCGUGAAGGAAGUUGGUGACUUUGAACGCAUCAAAGCUAUUGAGUUUCGAGAUGAGCUGGGUGGACUGGCCGAUGCCAACAUCAGAUUCUUUCAGGGCAACAUUGAAAUAUGGGAACGAUUCAUCGAAGAUAUGGAGAAGCAGCAAGCUCAAGCCGAGGCUGCCAGAGCAUAAGUUGGUAGACUUCACUGUCGGGUAGUGGGUAAUGUCUAUAUGCUUCUACGCUGAGAAUGAUGGGAAUGAAAUGCUGGCAUGCCUUUCUUUACGCGUACACGUUGGAGAGUGAUUUGCGUGCGAUUGUUUGCAGCGGAACGAAUAGAUUCCUGGUUGUCCUUGUUUCUCUCAGGGAGAUUUGCGGCCACUGUCCAGCAGAUUGACUGCAGAGGGCGAAAGCGUUUUGGAAAGCCGGAAUCGGCGACAAAAGUUGCAGGCUUGGCGUUUUGACGACUUCACUUCAUGGUCUGCAAAACACAACGAAGCGAUAUCAUGAAGCAUUAACUCACAACAUCAAGUCAAUAGAAGCAAACGAUCAGACGGCAAUCAAUCCGGCUUAUCACACCCGUUGAACGCUAUCAUGGAUCGCUGCAAAAAUGCUUGGCAAGCCCAAAAGUUUCACUUCGAGCUUCGCCCUGUCCCGACUCCCCAACAAGGACAUGCUGCAAGCAGCACAAAGCAACUAGACACAUUCUCGACGGACGUACAAUGUCGCCAGAGAUCUAGACUCCUCGGAGCAAAAGAAAAUGCGCAACAUCCGGAAACAUAGCCGGCUGCAAAUUUCAUUCACUCCGCACCUUCCCCAAGGACAAAAAUAUCACAACUACUCCUCCGUUGUCCCUAUACAGGACAAAAGAAGU
Cercospora beticola is the source of this 2567-nucleotide messenger RNA. RefSeq names its product Snx4p (gene SNX4). Lineage: Eukaryota; Fungi; Ascomycota; Dothideomycetes; Mycosphaerellales; Mycosphaerellaceae. Gene Ontology annotation, biological process: endocytic recycling; piecemeal microautophagy of the nucleus; protein transport. Gene Ontology annotation, cellular component: early endosome; cytoplasm; phagophore assembly site. Gene Ontology annotation, molecular function: protein binding; phosphatidylinositol binding. The record is from RefSeq and is a predicted model, not a curated record.